Molecule: messenger RNA, 525 nt
Organism: Exserohilum turcica Et28A
Lineage: Eukaryota; Fungi; Ascomycota; Dothideomycetes; Pleosporales; Pleosporaceae
Exons: 1
Coding region: 1-525 (174 amino acids)
Source: RefSeq, a predicted model, not a curated record
AUGUUCAAGGCCGGACUGGCAUCGUCCAAAGACAGCGCCAUAGUCUACGAAGAAGCCAUGGCCACACACGCUGCGCUCAAGCCCGCAGCCGCAUGCACAACACAAUCCAAGCCAGGACAGCUACAACAUGUGCUUUUCCUGGCUUUUGACGACGGCGCCUUUAGCGCAAGCAUGCACGAAUACGCAUGCGGAAACUACUCACCACAAGCACACAUGAUCAGCCGUCUUACACGCGCAGAGCUCGGCUGGUGGCAUCUCCCCAUGUACGACAUGCCGCGCGCCAAGUUCUGGGCCCAAGUCCAAGAAAGCAUUGCGCACGUACUGCGGUUGCAGGAGAAGCCCCCCGGCCGAAUUGUGCUCCUGGGCAGCCACGGCGGAGAUGCAGAGUUCAAGCAGAUUGUCGAAGAGGCCUUGUGGAGAGAAUUAGAGGUCGACGUCAGCAACAUGCUGGGCGUUAAUGAGCUCGGUGACAGCCAAUGGUUGGCAGCAAGAGGCGCAGCAGAACUAGCAUGGCGGCAUAGUUGA